CACACAUCUCUCGAUUGAAGCACUACGCUCAAAUUAGAGACUUUACUACGAGCCCAUUGUGCUAUUGGCCUCGAUUAUAUAUUAUGAGCGACCGAAGCCGAAGAUGCCUUAGAUCGAGAUGAUUUGAACUCCAUAGCAACCACAACAGCUACAACAACCACAGCAACCACAACAGCUACACCAACUACAACAACAAGAGAUGUCUGAAUUGAAAUUUGACAAAGAACAAGUUCUUUCCAAUGCAAAGCAUAUGGCUGGUGUCUACCGUCCACCUUCUGCGAUUGUUGUGAAAGGUGAAGGGUCGUACCUUUGGGACUUGGAUGGAAAGAGAUAUGUCGACUUCUAUGCCGGAAUUGCUGUCAAUUCAUUGGGACACUGUGAUCCUGAGGUCUCCAAGAUCAUAGCAGAUCAGUCCAGCACUCUGCUACAUUCAUCCGUGGCGUAUCCUAGUCCAUGGCCAUAUGCGCUUGCUGCUCUUCUUGUCGAGAAGACCAAGGAGUCUGGUGGAAUGUACAAUGCCUCCAAUGUCUUCUUUGGGAACUCUGGUGCAGAAGCUAACGAGGCUGCUUUGAAAUUUGCUCGUAGAUGGGGUAAGUCGAUCUCUCCAGACAAGACUGAAAUCAUUUGCUUCAAUUCUUCAUUCCAUGGAAGAACUUUUGGUGCUCUCAGUGUCACAUCCAACGUCAACUACCAAGCUCCAUUUGCACCUUUGGUUCCUGGUGUUAAAACUGCAACUGUUGGUGACAUUAAAUCUGUGGAAGACGUGAUUUCUGACAAGACAUGUGCUGUCAUUAUUGAGCCACUACAAGGUGAAGGUGGAAUUAGACCAGUUGAUCCGGCUUUCUUGCUAGCUUUGAAGGGCGUUUGUAAGAAAUACAAAGCAGCUCUGAUCUAUGACGAAGUUCAAUGUGGUAUGGGACGUUCCGGUACUUUGUGGGUCCAUUCAAAGCUUCCAAAAGAAGCCCAUCCCGACAUCUUCACUUCUGCUAAAGCUUUAGCUAACGGCUGUCCUAUCAGUGCUACCGUUGUCAGCCCUGAAAUCAAUGCUGCCCUUCGUCCUGCUGACCAUGGCUGUACAUUUGGUGGUAACCCUCUUUCAACUCGUGUUGCUGGACAUGUUCUCAACAGAAUUUCCGAUCCUAAGUUCCUGGAAGGUGUCCAGAAGAAGUCCGAGCUUCUCUGGUCCAAGUUGUCUAGUUUACAACAAAAGUAUCCUAAACAAAUCAAAGAAAUUCGUGGUCAAGGUUUGAUGUUGGGUGUUGAACUUACUAUCGAUGCAAAAGAGGUUAUCGUAAAAGCAAGAUCGCUUGGUCUUUGUACAAUUGCCGUCGCAGGAAAUGUCAUCAGAUUCCUUCCAGCAUUAAACAUUCCAGAUGAAGUUAUCCUUGAAGGUGUGGCAAUUUUGGAACAAACAUUUGAUGAAAUGUUUGGUGAGAAUUCAUCAGCUUAAAACUUGGGGCACGUUUCAUUAGAUAUGACUCCCGUUUUCACGUCCUGUCUUUGCAAUCUAUGUGUUACAAGUGGUUGAAUUGAGUAUCUGGUGCAUUGCUUCUGUCCUCAUUGUAGCUGUUAACUUUUAAUUGGUAUCGAGUUAAAACGCAUCGCCUGUCUGUUAACUCCACCGUUCUUCAAUUAGAAAGAUAACAGUCCUACACACACCAAUCACUACGUCUCAACUGAUUCAUGUCCAUGAGAUAACAAUGCCCCUAAUACGCACUUUUGUAGGUCUGAGGUUCCAUUUUUAGAACAAAUGUGUGGCAGUUCAAGCUACAGAUGGAUAAAUUAAUAAAGAUCAUUUAAGAUUCAAAAUUGCUCUAUUGAAAUACAC
This is a messenger RNA of Williopsis jadinii, 1828 nucleotides long. Its product is annotated as aspartate aminotransferase family protein. Gene Ontology annotation, molecular function: transaminase activity; pyridoxal phosphate binding; identical protein binding. Gene Ontology annotation, biological process: arginine metabolic process. The transcript has a single exon. Gene Ontology annotation, cellular component: mitochondrial matrix. The coding region runs from base 200 to 1450 and encodes 416 amino acids. Lineage: Eukaryota; Fungi; Ascomycota; Saccharomycetes; Phaffomycetales; Wickerhamomycetaceae. The record is from RefSeq and is a predicted model, not a curated record.